Molecule: messenger RNA, 801 nt
Organism: Chaetura pelagica (chimney swift)
Lineage: Eukaryota; Metazoa; Chordata; Aves; Apodiformes; Apodidae
Gene: TMEM33
Product: transmembrane protein 33
Exons: 7
Coding region: 22-711 (229 amino acids)
Biological process (GO): endoplasmic reticulum tubular network organization; membrane organization
Cellular component (GO): endoplasmic reticulum; membrane
Source: RefSeq, a predicted model, not a curated record
AGCGGUUCUGUCCAAUUUCUGAUGGCUAACAAGUUGGAUACAGCAAUGUGGAUUUCCCGCUUGUUCACAGUUUACUGCUCAGCUUUAUUUGUCCUGCCUCUUCUAGGGUUGCAUGAAGCAGCAAGCUUUUAUCAGCGUGCCUUGCUGGCAAAUGCUCUUACUAGUGCCCUCCGACUACACCAAAGGCUACCGCACUUUCAGCUUAGCAGGGCGUUUCUGGCCCAGGCUUUGCUCGAGGACAGCUGCCACUACCUGUUGUACUCUCUUAUCUUUGUAAAUUCCUACCCUGUUACAAUGAGUAUUUUUCCAGUUCUGCUGUUCUCUUUGCUUCAUGCUGCCACAUAUACAAAGAAAGUUAUUGAUGCACGGAGUUCAAAUAGCCUGCCCUUUCUGAGAAAUCUUUUAGACAAAUUGAAUGCUAAUCAACAGAAUAUUCUAAAAUUCAUUGCUUGCAAUGAAAUUUUCCUCAUGCCAGCUACAAUUUUUAUGCUUUUCAGUGGGCAAGGGAGUUUGCUCCAGCCAUUCAUUUACUAUAGGUUUCUUACGUUACGCUACUCCUCUCGGCGAAAUCCAUACUGUCGGACUCUGUUCACCGAACUGAGGAUUGUUGUUGAACACUUAAUAAUGAAGCCAUCAUGUCCUGUUUUUGUAAGAAGACUAUGCCUGAGCAGCAUUUCCUUUAUAAGCAGAUUGGCACCAACUGUUGCAUAGCUGAAUUUCAGGCACUUGUGUUUUGUGAACAUUAUGAGCAGCUGGCACUUCUGAUGAUGAUUCUAAGCUCCUGGUUUUACACUGAUCUCA